AUGAAAAAUGGUGGGUGUUUGAAUAGUGUUCUUGAUUCUAUGGUGAUUUUGAACAAUGAACUAUGUGGGUUUGAUGUGUUGGAUUUGUGGCGUUUUCGUUCUUCUGCGUUCGGGUUUGAUUCAAUUGUUUUUUCAAUAGAUCCACAGAGCAGCACCGCACGAAACACAGAUGUUGAUUUUGAAGAAGCUCGAUUGAUCGGUGAUCAGGUUCAGUUAUCUGCAUAUCAGAAAGUUACGAUUGACGAUGUUUUAAAUCCGGAACCUGCAAAUCCAAAUCGAAAUGCAAAUACAAGUGGUGUAAAUGAGUGUUCGAAUGAUGAAAAGAUUUACACUCCUGAGGUUGAACCAUCAGCUAUACCUGUGGUUGGAAUGCAAUUUACCUCUAUCGAACAUGCAUACGUGUUUUACCAAACAUAUGCUAAGUUAGCUGGUUUUCUACUCGGAAAGGUGGUGAAAUCAUAUACUGUAAAGAAAUUUGUUGAUGGUCAUAAUCAUAAGUUUGUAUGUCCACACGAUAUUCAUAUGCUGCUAGCGUAUAGGCAAUUGUCAGAUGUCCAGGAGGAGAUGAUAUGGGAACUAGGCACUCUAAACCUUGGCCCUGUGAAAGCUUUUCAUAUAAUGAGGAAAUGUUACGACGGUUUUGAGAAUGUUGGCGCCACGGUUGAUGAUUGCAAAAACUUUAGGAAUCGAAUUAAAAGCUAUAUAGGAGAAUAUGAUGCUGACAUGGUGAUCAAUAGGUUGACCGACGAAAAACAGUAUUUAGUUGAUUUUUCGUUUGAAUAUUCUGUUGACGACGACAAACGGUUAACUGGUUUGUUCUGGGCCAAUGGGUUAUGCAAGCGUAACUUUAUGGAGUUCGGGGAUGUGAUAUCGUUCGAUGAAACUUUCAAGACAAACAAGUAUAAGAUGGUGUUUGUUCCGUUCACUGGGAUUGACAACCACUGUCGAAAUGUAAACCUUGGAGCUGGGUUGUUGGCAUCGGAGAGCAUUGACUCUUAUAAAUGGCUUCUAAAUUCAUUCGUAAAGCCAUUUGGACGACAGCCAAAGGUUGUAGUGACGGACCAAGACCCUGCGAUGAAACAGGCUAUUGAGGAGGUUUUUUCUACCAGCAGACACAGAUUGUGCAUGUGGCACAUAAUGAAAAAAGUGGCAGAUAAAGUUGGACACGAGUUGUGCAAUAAUGAUGAUUUCAAAAGGAGGAUGUGCGAUAUUGUAUGGACUGAUUCCAUUGAGCCUGAAGAAUUUGAGAGACAGUGGAAGUUGGUGAUGAUUGAGUACGGUCUCACUGAAAACAAAUGGAUUGACGAUAUGUUUUCGAUAAGAUACAUGUGGAUUCUGGAUUUUUACCGGCAUGAGCCCAUGUCUGCAAACAGAGAUAUAUGGAACUAUUACCGAGUGUCUGCCGAUGGACACCAAAUCGAGGGUCCACAGAUAAAGAUAUCGUUGAAAGACUUUAAAGCUCAUGGAGAUGGGUUGUUAGAGAGAUGGACAAAGGAUGUGGUCCCGAAUGAAUUAAACGCGACGUUCGAUGUAAAGGUGGGUGAUAAGGAUGAGCAACACAAGGCUAAACAGAUUGCUCGUGAAAUCAUCUACACAGGGGAGUAUUUGGAUCCCAGGCAUAAAGCCAAUGAGGUCGAAGACGAUGAAGAGGAAGAUGAGUUCGAAUAUUACAGUGGUGGUAGUGAUGAUGGCAGUGAAGAAGAUGAGUGGGAGGAGGUUUCAGACGAGGAAGAUUAA
Messenger RNA from Helianthus annuus (common sunflower), 1737 nucleotides. RefSeq names its product protein FAR1-RELATED SEQUENCE 5-like. The transcript has 9 exons. The record is from RefSeq and is a predicted model, not a curated record. The coding region runs from base 1 to 1737 and encodes 578 amino acids. NCBI's taxonomy places the organism in Eukaryota, Viridiplantae, Streptophyta, Magnoliopsida, Asterales, Asteraceae.